GGUGCGAGGCUAAAGCGGCAGCACCGGAGAAAAGGAACAUAAAGAGAGACCAGUCAGGGUUCAGAUGAAUCGGAUUCCUUUAAACAAACCAAAAACGAGAAGCUACAAAUUGGGCCUGAGCAUGCUGCAAGUGAUCACUCCCAUCAGCUGGAGACUGGCAGUGAUCGAGCAUUUGAUCAAUGGUGAACCGCGCGCACUUCGUCAUCCUCGUCCUCGCCUAUCGCCUCCUGGUAUCCCUCUCAGCUGAAGCACAGCACGCCAAAGAGUCGUAUGUCGUCUACCUGGGGAGCUCUUCCGGCGGCGACGCGGAGGCGGUGCGGGCCUCCCAUCUGCAGAUGCUGUCGUCCAUCGUCGUCCAGAGCGACGAGCAGGAGCGGCCGUCGACGCUGACGCAGAGCUACCACCACGCGUUCGAGGGCUUCGCCGCCGAGCUCACCGAGGAGGAGGCCGCCGCGCUGUCCGGGCAUGAGAGGGUGGUGUCGGUGUUCCGGGACCGCGCGCUGCAGCUGCACACGACGCGCUCGUGGGACUUCCUCGACGCCCAGUCCGGCCUCCACGCCGAACGCCUCGGCCGCCGGGCCUCCGGCGAUGUCAUCAUCGGCGUCAUCGAUACCGGUGUCUGGCCGGAGGCGCCGAGCUUCAACGACGAUGGGAUGCGGGGCGUGCCGGCGAGGUGGCGAGGCGUGUGCAUGGAAGGCCCGGACUUCAAGAAGAGCGACUGCAACAAGAAGCUCAUCGGCGCACGGUACUACGGCAGCCAGCCCGAAUCGGCGGCGUCGGCUUCGCCAAACGCGUCCCUCUCCGGUGCGGCACCGUUGCCGGCAGACACGGCAGGCUCGCCGCGGGACACCGUCGGGCACGGCACGCACUGCGCGUCGACGGCGGCAGGCGCGGCCGUGGCGGACGCGGACUACUAUGGCAUCGCGCGGGGCAUGGCCAAGGGCGGCGCGCCGGCGAGCCGUGUGGCCACGUACAAGGUGUGCACCCUGGGCGGGUGCUCGAGCUCGGCGCUGCUCAAGGCUGUUGACGACGCGGUGAGCGACGGUGUGGACGUGAUCUCCAUCUCCAUCGGCAUGAGCUCCGCCUUGGCGUCCGACUUCCUCUCCGACCCCAUCGCGCUCGGUGCGUUCCACGCGAACCAGAGGGGCGUCCUGGUGGUAUGCUCCGGCGGCAACGACGGGCCUACCCCCUACACCGUCGUCAACUCCGCGCCGUGGAUCCUCACCGUCGCCGCCUCCACCAUCGACCGCACCUUCCAGUCCAGCGUCGUCCUCGGCAACGGGAACGUCAUCAAGGGAGUCGCCAUAAACUUCUGCAACCAAAGCCUCAGUGGAGAGCAUUACCCUCUGGUGACGGGGGCCGAAGCGGCAGGUCGGUACACGCCGGUGUCGGAGGCAAGCAACUGCUAUCCUGGAUCGCUGGACGCGCAGAAGGUGGCCGGGAAGAUCGUGGUGUGCGUGGGCACGAACUCGAUGGUGGCGAGGCGGGUGAAGAAGCUGGUCGCGGAGGGGUCCGGGGCGAGCGGGCUGGUGCUGAUCGACGACGAGCAGAAGGACGUGCCGUUCGACGCCGGCAGCUUCGCCUUCUCCCAGGUGGGCAACGACGUCGGCGCCCAGAUCCUCGGCUACAUGAUCUCCACCAAGAAUCCGACGGCCGUGAUCCUCCCGACCGAGGAUGUCAAGGAGUUCAAGCCUGCGCCCACGGUGGCGUCCUUCUCGGCGCGCGGCCCUGGUGGCCUCACCGAAUCCGUGCUCAAGCCUGAUCUGAUGGCGCCAGGGGUGAGCAUCCUCGCCGCAGCGAUGCCGUCCACGGACAAGGCGGAAGUCCCCGCCGGAAAGAAGCCCUCGGCCUUCGCCAUCAAAUCCGGCACCUCCAUGGCCUGCCCGCACGUCGCCGGCGCCGGAGCCUUCGUCAAGUCGGCUCACCCGGGCUGGUCCCCGUCCAUGAUCAGAUCAGCUCUCAUGACCACAGCGACCACGACAAACAACCUCGGUAAGCCGGUGGCGAGCAGCACGGGCGCGGCGGCGACCGGCCACGACAUGGGCGCCGGGGAGAUCAGCCCGCUGAGGGCGCUCAGCCCGGGCCUGGUGUUCGACACAACCACCAAGGACUACCUCAACUUCCUCUGCUACUACGGCUACAAGGACAAGCUCGUCCGCAAGGUCUCCGGCGACGCCGGGUUCGCCUGCCCACCCGGCGGGACAUCGCCGGACCUUAUCGCGACAGACCUCAACUACCCGUCCAUCUCCGUGCCCAGGCUCGUCUCCGGGAAGCCGGUCGCCGUGUCACGAACCGCCAUGAAUGUUGGGCCGUCGAACGCGACGUACGAGCUGGUCGUCGAGGCACCGCCGGGCCUGUCGGUGAAGGUGUUGCCCGAGCGGCUGGUGUUCUCGAGGCGGUGGACAACGGCGGCGUACAAGGUGACAUUCGCUACCGCCGCCGGGGUCAGCAAGGGGUACGCGUACGGCGCCGUCACCUGGUCGGAUGGCGCGCACUCGGUCCGGACGCCGUUCGCGGUUAAUGUUGUGUGAUUGUGGUCGCCUCUUCAGUCUUUUUUGCUUUUCGUGGAAAAGAAUUCCUUGAUAAUUUUGUGGAUCUUUUUCUUGCUAUUUCUGCAUGCGUGUGUUCUGUAACUAAAUUUGACAUAAACAUUCUCUCUGGAGAAUAGCGGGAUUUUGUUGCCCAUACUUUGACUUAUGGCGGCGGUUUGCCUCUUUA
Messenger RNA from Lolium perenne, 2718 nucleotides. Its product is annotated as CO(2)-response secreted protease. Gene Ontology annotation, molecular function: serine-type endopeptidase activity. The record is from RefSeq and is a predicted model, not a curated record. Gene Ontology annotation, biological process: proteolysis. NCBI's taxonomy places the organism in Eukaryota, Viridiplantae, Streptophyta, Magnoliopsida, Poales, Poaceae.